This is a messenger RNA of Aspergillus versicolor CBS 583.65, 1901 nucleotides long. RefSeq lists its product as uncharacterized. Lineage: Eukaryota; Fungi; Ascomycota; Eurotiomycetes; Eurotiales; Aspergillaceae. Gene Ontology annotation, molecular function: carbohydrate:proton symporter activity. The record is from RefSeq and is a predicted model, not a curated record. Gene Ontology annotation, biological process: transmembrane transport; carbohydrate transport. Gene Ontology annotation, cellular component: membrane. Bases 291 to 1901 code for a protein of 536 amino acids. The transcript is spliced from 4 exons.
AUCUUGAUUCAAUUAUCAGUGUACUCAGAGUGAAGACAUUGCUGGUGAGGCUGAACCGCCACAUACCUACUCCAACCCGGGGAUCCUGCGUGUGGGGGACAACACGAUUGACACGCCUGACUCGUGCACAUUCCAAUCGAAGGCAGAACGAGAUCCCUGGAGGUGGGGGAUCUCCCUAUUCAGACAUCUCGGCAUAUUCUUCUAGCCGGUCAAUGAUGUGGGGAUCACUUAAGAGCAUCGUUCCCUGCUUCGGAGUAUACCUGGCUCUGUAGACUGUUUUCAAGCGCAAUAUGGAAACCAGCAUAGACACAACAACUCUCUGGCAGAACCGGAAAUGCCUCUUCCUGUGCUCCCUCGUCUCGAUGGCGAAUCUACAGUACGGAUUCGAUCUCGCCGCCGUCGGCUCUCUCCAAGCCAUGCCCGGCUUCCUCAAAGUAUUCGGCUACGCAGACCCUUCAGCCGAGGGGGGAUACGCAAUUGACAGCACCGUCCAACAACUAAUAACCUCCCUCUUAACCCUCGGCUCGUUCGUCUCCUCCCUCGUCGCGGGCCUCUUCGCAACAUAUCUCGGCCGCCGACAAGCCCUCUGGCUCGCAUGCCUCGUCAACGCAAUCGCAUGCGCAAUCCAAAUAGCCGCCCCCUCAGCCGGCGUCCUCUACCUAGGCCGUCUCCUGCUCGGCUUCGCAAACGGGUUCCUCGUGACCUUCUCCAACAUCUAUACCUCUGAGGCUUCGCCGGCGCAUAUGCGCGGCGUGAUGGUCGCGCUGUUCGCGUACUGGGUGAAUAUCGGGAGUAUUAUGGGUGCGGCGGUGGAUAAUAAGACUAAGGAGAGGAUGGAUGAGCUGUCCUAUAGGAUUCCGUUGGCUUGUCUUUAUGCCGUGCCGACGGUGUUGGCUGUAGCGUUGUUCUUUGUGCCGGAGAGUCCGAGGUGGUUGUUACAUAGAGGGAAGGAAAGAGAUGCCAGGAAGGCAUUGGAGGUGCUUAGAGGGAGGAGUUAUGCGCAGUUACGGUCGAGUCGUGAGGGUGAAGUCGGUCCGUCGUUGCUGGAGAUCGAGUGGGCGGAGAUGGUCAAGGGGGUUGAAGAGGAGAAGCGCACUGAAGGUGAUGUUGCUGCGUUGGAUAUGUUCCGGGUUCUAAUAUGUGCAGGAGUCGACCUCCGCCGAACACUGCUCUGCUACGGCAUGAUCGGCUGCCAAACAGCAUCAGGCGUGUGGUUCCUCAUCGGCUACCAGACCUACUUCUUCACGGUCACGGGCAUAACAAAGGCGUUCGAAUUCUCCAUCAUGAACACCUGCUUCGGCUUCCUGGGCGUGAACAUCGGCAUGUACGCCAUCCGCGAGCUGGUCGGCCGGCGCUCAAUCCUCAUCAUCGGAGCUGUAGCCUGUGGACUCUGCCAGCUGGGAAGUGCCAUCGCAGCAAGCAUCGACCCUGAUUCCCUAGCAACCGGACAGACGCUUGUUGGACUGACGGCGCUUUUUAUGUUCUUCUACAACGGCUGCGUCGGCGCUGCAAGUUACCCCGUUGCGACGGAGCUCGUGAGCUCGCGACUUAGGGCUUGGACGGUAGGCACUGCGACCUCGCUGGGAUACCUGCUGGCUUGGCUGGUGAAUUUCUGUACGCCGUACUUUAUCAAUCCCGAGCAUCUGGACUGGGGCGCGCAAUACGGGUACAUCUGGGCCGGCUCGAACGCGGUCUGCGUUGUCUUCUUCUACUUCUUCAUGCCGGAGAUGAAGGGCCGGUCGCUGGAGGAGCUGGAUGAGAUUUUUGCUGCGAGGGUGCCGGCUCGGAAGUUUAAGGGGUAUCAGUGUUUGAUUCGUGAUGCGGCGAGGAUUGAUGCUGUUAAUGCGGAGGGACUGCAGGAGAAGGAGAAGAGUGAAACUGGAGUUAAACAGGAAUUUUAA